This is a messenger RNA of Mangifera indica (mango), 1952 nucleotides long. Its product is annotated as probable membrane-associated kinase regulator 6. The transcript is spliced from 3 exons. NCBI's taxonomy places the organism in Eukaryota, Viridiplantae, Streptophyta, Magnoliopsida, Sapindales, Anacardiaceae. Bases 954 to 1625 code for a protein of 223 amino acids. The record is from RefSeq and is a predicted model, not a curated record.
AGAGUAUGACGGGGGGAAAAUUAAAUAUAUGAGACUGAUGGGACUGCACCGAAAAAUCCAGCGACUGCGUCGGAGAACCCUGUCGACAUUCAUCUCCUCUUUAGUCACUCCGUCGACCUUCCUCCUCUACGGCAUUCACCUCAAAAACGCCGUCCUUAAAUAGCAAGCUUCUCGUGGCAGUUAGAUUCGAGGAAAAUGGUAACUCGAUUUACAUUCUCUCUGUCUCCAGAACGGUCAAAACACCGGAUACCAAUCUCCUUGUCCAUUGAUUUCCUAUUAGAUGCAUAAAUUAGCCAAUUUUCACUUACGGAUUUCAACCGAUCCAGUGCCUCCACGUGUCAUCAAUAUGUUCCCACACUCUCUCUUGCUCGCCGUCUACCAAUUAUCUGCAUCGGGUGUUGAAGCCUCCAAGAACGCCAUUUUCGCCCCAACGGAAGCUUACUUGGCACUGAUUCUCUCUACGUCUCUCAAAUCAUGAGCAGCUUCAAUAAUUGAUGGAGUCUGUGCAUGAACUUGCUUAGCUUCUUCGAAAGCAUGGGAUGUUAAUCAGACUAUUCUCUUUGUUUCAAGAGGCUGCUUUUAAUAGAAUAAUGGAAUAAGCAGGUAAGUAUAUUUUCUUUCUUUUAAUUCCUGUUGAUCAAGUAUGAAUUAAAUUUUAUAAUUUAGUAGUGGUAGAAGGCAUGUUUCGAGAAGUUUAAAGAAAAAAGUAGGGUAGACUUGCGAUGCAACAACACAUUAGUGGAGGCUUGUGGGGGCUCACAUAUUUGUUUCUUUUCUCCUUUGCCCUUUUCAAUUAUUAAAAUUGAUUGUCUUGUGCCAGGCAACCACAUACAUAACUGUUAGAAAGAUGAUAUUAAGGUGUAUAAAUAUGGUAGAGAUAUGUUCCACCUCGUUACCUUUCUCCCUUGAUUUUUCUUGUUCAGUUUUCUGCAUAUCUUAAUAGUAUAGCAGCCAUGGAAACUUCCCAGCCUCUUUCAAUUGAAAGUUUUUCAUACAGUUGGUUAGUAAACUUGAAGCCAUCUUUAGAAACUCUUGAGAAUUCCCUUAGUGCCUCACUUGAGGGUGCAUGUGAUGAAGCUUCCUUCAUUGAGAUGGACCCAAGAAUGCCGCCAUCGAAGAGAUUCAUUAGAAAUUCCCAGGACUUCAAGUUUGAUUUCCCUAGCUCACAAACUCCUCUUGCUCUUGUUCAUGCUGAUGAGCUCUUUUCCAAUGGUUAUGUAAUGCCUCUCGUUGUUGAUCGAUUGAAGCUGGAGGCAUAUGAGGCAUCACAUUCAUCUCUAACCUUGCCUUCUACCUCUUUGCAUGGAUCAAAACUCGUGGUUCCACCUUAUAAGAGAAGAUGUUCCUCUUUGAGAAGAUGUGGAAAAGUAUCAAGGAGAAUAUUUCAGAAAUAUUUGGAUUUUCUUCUGCCGUUAUAUCAAAGAAUACGUGGGCACAGAUCAAAUUCUAAAGCUGAAACUGUUGAUGCAAGAGUUUGUGUAAUGAACAACACCAGGGUAUAUUCUGCAGAAACAACUCCACGAGUAAGCGUAGCUUACUCUGCAGAUGAUUGGCGAAAAUCUUGUGAUUCGGAAAUCUCCAUUUACGAAGCAGUUCUCCAUUGUAAAAGAUCUAUUGGAAAAUAAUUUGAAGCUUGGUGUACAACUAAAGUAGAAGGAGCAUGUGAAGUUUCUUGUCCUUUUUUUAAUCAUUUCUUAUUGAGAUGAUAAUGAAGUUUGUCCUAUAAGGGUGUAGAUAGAGAAGCCUGUUAGGGUGGGCGGCCAUGCCUGAGCCUGUGUGAAAGGAUCUAAUUAUUCAAAAUAUGCGAUAAUUACAAUUUUUGUUUUGUCCUUUCUCAUUAUGGAAUUAGAGAUAUUAACUGAAAAGAAUCUCUCCCCCUAUUUUUGUAAAGUUUUCUUUUCCUCUUAAUCAAAUCAUGAAUACUAUUUUAAUAAAUCCAUUUUCUAGAAGCA